CCCCUCGUGUUUAUAUUAUUAUUCCUCCCUUCCCUCCCCUGUCCCAUCUUCUUACUUCUCAGAGCUCACACUUCAAUUCUCUGAAUCUCCAUUACCCUUUCAUCACUUUCCACAAUACAAUAAAACACAGAAUUGCGGAAUUACCAGAAAGGAAAGAUGCUAUCUGUGGAAACUCAGAAGGCAGAGCUUGAAGUUGCAGAUUCUGGGAAGACACAAGCACAGUCUUCCCAGAUUCAUAUUUUCCGAUCGAGGUUGCCGGAUAUACCCAUCCCCAAUCAAAUCCCACUCCAUACUUAUUGUUUCCAGAAUCUGGCCGAGUACCGGGACCGGACAUGUCUCAUCGUGGGUUCCACCGGAAAAACAUAUUCCUUCGCCGAAACCCAUUUGAUUUGCCGGAAAGUAGCGUCGGGAUUGGCGAAACUCGGGGUUAAGAAGGGGGAUGUGAUUAUGACCCUAUUCCAGAACUGCCCGGAGUUUGUUUUCUCCUUCAUGGGGGCUUCUAUGAUCGGCGCGGUCACCACCACGGCCAACCCUUUCUACACCAAAGCCGAGAUUUUUAAGCAGAUGAGUGCUUCCAAGGCGAAGGUUGUCAUUACCCAAUCUGUGUACGUAGAAAAGCUGAAAGAUUCCGGCGAGGAGUACCCUAAAAUCGGGGAGGAUUUCUCGGUGGUCACCACCGAUGACCCGCCGGAAAAUUGCUUGCAUUUCUCGGUGCUGUCGGAGGCCGACGACGAGGAUAUGCCGGCGACGGUGGAAAUCGCCCCUGACGACGCCGUGGCUCUGCCGUUCUCUUCCGGGACUACCGGGCUGCCGAAAGGAGUGGUGUUGACCCACAAGAGCUUGAUCACCAGCGUGGCCCAGCAAGUCGACGGCGAGAACCCGAACUUAUACCUCAAAGAGAACGACGUCGUUCUGUGCGUGCUACCAUUGUUCCACAUAUUUUCCCUCAACUCCGUUCUCCUCUGCUCCCUCCGAGCAGGGGCGGCGGUGCUGCUGAUGCAGAAAUUCGAAAUCAAAUCGUUGCUGGAGCUGAUAGAGAAGCACCGGGUGUCCGUGGCGGCGGUGGUGCCGCCGCUGGUCUUGGCGCUGGCCAAGAAUCCGAUCGUGGAUUCCUACGAUUUGAGCUCGAUUCGGGUGGUGCUCUCCGGCGCGGCGCCGCUGGGGAAGGAGCUGGAGGAGGCGCUCCAUCAGAGAGUCCCUCAGGCCAUUUUUGGUCAGGGUUAUGGAAUGACUGAGGCAGGGCCAGUAUUGUCAAUGUGUCCGGCAUUCGCGAAGCAGGCGCUGCCUGCUAAAUCCGGCUCCUGCGGCUCAGUAGUGAGGAACGCGGAGCUGAUGGUGGUAGACCCGGAAACCGGCUGCUCCCUUGGCCGCAACCAACCCGGAGAGAUUUGCAUACGCGGCUCUCAAAUCAUGAAAGAGUAUUUGAAUGAUCCGGCGGCCACCGCUCGGACUAUUGACGUGGAUGGCUGGCUCCACACCGGCGACAUUGGCUAUGUAGACGAUGACGAUGAAGUUUUCAUCGUCGACAGAGUCAAAGAACUCAUCAAAUUCAAAGGCUUUCAGGUGCCACCAGCUGAGCUUGAGGCUCUGCUUCUGAGCCACCCGAUGAUUGCAGAUGCUGCUGUCGUACCGCAAAAAGAUGAUGCAGCCGGAGAAGUCCCUGUUGCGUUUGUGGUUCGAUCCUCGGAUGGAUUUGAUCUCACUGAAGAAGCUGUAAAGGAAUUUAUUGCCAAACAGGUGGUAUUUUAUAAGAAGUUACACAAGGUAUACUUUAUUCAUGCAAUUCCAAAAUCAGCAUCCGGAAAAAUAUUGAGAAAAGAUCUCCGGGAAAAACUACAAGCUGCGCCACCUUCCACGCCGCAAUAAGAUUGUGUUGCUCCGCCACCUAGCUUCCACGCAGUAGGAUUCAGAGUAUGCUGUUUGAAUUUUAUGGUAACAGUUAGUUGAUGAUUCUUGUGCCCAAAUUUGUGUGCGUGUUUUAAUAAAAUUUGUAGCAUUAUAUUGUUGAAAGUAUUCUUUACAUUUUAAUGGAACGUACUUUUGCUUAAUGUGCAUGGGCUACUACUAUCUUCCUUAAUGUAUUUUUUAUUUAAUGGUUAA
Molecule: messenger RNA, 2100 nt
Organism: Ipomoea triloba (trilobed morning glory)
Lineage: Eukaryota; Viridiplantae; Streptophyta; Magnoliopsida; Solanales; Convolvulaceae
Product: 4-coumarate--CoA ligase 2-like
Exons: 6
Coding region: 157-1866 (569 amino acids)
Molecular function (GO): 4-coumarate-CoA ligase activity
Source: RefSeq, a predicted model, not a curated record